Messenger RNA from Hipposideros armiger (great roundleaf bat), 1683 nucleotides. It is a transcript of the gene ING4, whose product is annotated as inhibitor of growth family member 4. Bases 55 to 804 code for a protein of 249 amino acids. The record is from RefSeq and is a predicted model, not a curated record. Gene Ontology annotation, cellular component: nucleus. Gene Ontology annotation, biological process: positive regulation of apoptotic process; regulation of DNA-templated transcription. The transcript has 8 exons. NCBI's taxonomy places the organism in Eukaryota, Metazoa, Chordata, Mammalia, Chiroptera, Hipposideridae.
UCGUGUUUCAGUUACUUCCGGGGCGGAUCGGAAGUUGCUUUGUUUUGCUUCAAGAUGGCUGCGGGGAUGUAUUUGGAACAUUAUCUGGACAGUAUCGAAAACCUCCCUUUUGAACUACAGAGAAACUUUCAGCUCAUGAGGGACCUGGACCAAAGAACAGAGGACCUGAAGGCUGAAAUUGACAAGUUGGCCACUGAAUAUAUGAGUAGCGCCCGCAACCUGAGCUCCGAGGAAAAAUUGGCUCUUCUCAAACAGAUCCAGGAAGCCUAUGGCAAAUGCAAGGAAUUUGGUGACGACAAGGUGCAGCUUGCCAUGCAGACCUAUGAGAUGGUGGACAAACACAUUCGGCGACUGGACACAGACCUGGCUCGUUUUGAGGCUGACUUGAAGGAGAAACAGAUUGAGUCAAGUGACUAUGACAGCUCUUCCAGCAAAGGCAAAAAGAAAGGCCGGACUCAAAAAGAGAAGAAAGCUUCCCGUGCUCGUUCCAAAGGGAAAAACUCAGAUGAAGAAGCCCCUAAGGCUGCCCAGAAGAAGCUAAAACUUGUGCGCACAAGUCCUGAGUAUGGGAUGCCCUCAGUGACCUUUGGCAGUGUCCAUCCCUCUGAUGUGUUGGAUAUGCCUGUGGAUCCCAACGAACCCACCUAUUGCCUUUGUCACCAGGUCUCCUAUGGAGAGAUGAUUGGCUGUGACAACCCUGAUUGUUCCAUAGAGUGGUUCCACUUCGCCUGUGUGGGGCUGACGACCAAGCCUCGAGGGAAAUGGUUUUGCCCACGCUGCUCCCAAGAACGGAAGAAGAAAUAGAUAAGGGCCUUGGAUUCCAACAGAGUUUCUUCCACAUCCCCUGACCCGGGCUAGUGGGGAGAGGAAUGCCUGUGCUGGGGCCAGGGGGUUCAAGGUGAAGUGGAUGGUGCAGUGUUAUCAUCCCUUCUCCUCCCCUCUCCCUACUCCUGGUGCUGAGGCUGCAUCCAAAUCCUGGUAGGGAGGGCUGCCGCAGCCACUAAGGAUGUGUGCUGCCAUUCAGCCCACCCCCUUCAGAGGGAAGUGGUCUUGCCCACUCUCCUUUUGCCUCCAUGCUGAGGUUGGUGCUGUAUUUCCGAGGGAUGGUCCUCUUACUCCCCUUGCUUUGUAUUUAAGGACUUGGGCAGUAGCAUGGGGGCGCUCCCCCAGCCCUACUAAUCCCCCCCCCCCCGUGGGGGUUGGCUAUUGUGUAAUAAACUUUCAUCAUUCUCUUCCUGCUCUUUCCACGUGGGGGUUCCCCCAGUUUAUCUGGGCUGUGGCCCUAAUUGAAGGGGCACCCCUUCCUCUGUGCCAAGAGGAUUCACCCUGGCCCUGUGAACGGGAGAGGGAGAGGGGGCAAGGUGGACUGCAGAUAAGUCACAUGUAAAGGAACUUGGGUAGGAGAAUAAAAGCUGUACCUGGUGGCCUGCUGUGUUUUUUGUAGAGACAGCAUUUUAGUACAUGUGCUAAGCAUUUUUUUUUUGUUUUGCAUCCUUUGGGUUUGAUAAGAGGCGGGAAGAUGACAUGCCAGAAGUAGGACAGGACAUGGAACCAGAAGUACACCAGGAUGCACAAGUUCUCAACCUGGGAAGGACAGAGCUGGCCGGGGGUGUGUGCCUCAGACCAGGGGUUUCCAAAACUUAAAAUUAUGUAUCUUUUCUCCAUAAAACAUCUGCCACUUAA